This is a messenger RNA of Rubroshorea leprosula, 918 nucleotides long. The record is from the annotation of a GenBank genome assembly. Lineage: Eukaryota; Viridiplantae; Streptophyta; Magnoliopsida; Malvales; Dipterocarpaceae.
AGAGUUCCUACAGCCAAACAGUCCCUUAUCGCUUGUGUGAGGAUAAGGUUUUGGAUUAAAGGCCAACCUCUUCUCACUGUAGCGGAAGAAGAUAAUUGCUCUUCCUUCCUCUGCUGCUUUCUUACCCAAUACUUUAUCCAAUGCUAAAAUGGCUUCCUUCUUGAGUUCUCCACCAUUUCUCUCCCACCCACCAACUAGAACUCAUCACUUUUCGUCCUCAUCACAAACGCCACCUCCUCGUACUCCACCUUCACAGCUACAGCCUCCAACUCCACCACCACAGAAGCUAAGCGCAUCCUCGUCUGAACAGCAACCACCGGUCCCCAAGGUACAAAAACAGAAGCCUGCUAAACCUACCACCACUGUAGAAACCACAGACUGGAUAGCUUCUUCCUUGACCAGACGCUUUGGCCUAGGUGCAGGACUUGCAUGGGCUGCCUUUCUUGCCUUUGGAGUAAUUUCUGAACAGAUUAAAACUCGCCUUGAAGUUUCCCAACAAGAAGCAAACACAAGAGAUGUUGAGAAUCAAGAAGAGGUUGUGCUGCCCAAUGGCAUAAGAUAUUAUGAGUUGAGAGUUGGAGGCGGCACAUCUCCGAGGACAGGGGACCUGGUGGUGAUUGAUUUGAAGGGGAAGGUUGAAGGCAGUGGAGAAGUGUUUGUUGACACAUUUGGUGGGGAGAAGAAGCCUCUAGCACUUGUGAUGGGAUCAAGGCCAUAUAGCAGGGGAAUGUGUGAGGGGGUAGAGUAUGUGUUGAGAUCAAUGAAGGCGGGGGGGAAAAGGAGAGUGAUUGUUCCUCCAAGUUUGGGGUUCGGAGAGAAGGGAGCAGAGUUUGGUACAGGCCUGCAGAUUCCACCCUUUGCCACUCUUGAGUACAUUGUUGAGGUUGAAAAAGUUUCCAUUGCACCGGCAUGAAUAUU